AGUAGUGAUUUGGCUCGCUUGUUUGAAUAAACAAAUUAACCGGUAACUUCAUUUUUAAGCUGCAUGUGUUUGAACCAUUGGUUUGAAGAAACAUACUAGCUUCAGCAGAUAAAAUGUCGGCUUUUAUUGCCCACCCUUCGGUGCGGAUCAGGGGCACAGAGCACACCUACAACCCAGUACUAUGUCAGGAUGACAACUGCUCAGGCAAGGACAAGGGCACACAUACGCACUGCCCUUUCUGCACUGUGGCUGAGGCCUAUCAGGACCCCGUCAUCUUACUGGCUCACUACCGCAUCAAACAUGUUGACAAGGGCAUUGACUUUGCUGGCCUAAUAGUGCUUCGAUGCUGCAAUCACUGUGAGAUCGUGGGCACCAUCAAAGGGGAGAAGAGGUUCAAGGGAGCCCACUGGCACUGCUACCGCUGCCGAAACGGCUUCAACCGCAGAGAUGAGGCUAUUAAACACUAUAAGACCCACUUCCGGAACCCCCACACCACCUUCCAGAUACAGGUCACACAGGAGGUGAACAGCCGACAGUAUUAUGACCAGAAUCCGGAGGCCCACCCUAAAGCCUAUGGAGGGCUGGAAGUGUGUUCUGGGGCAGAGGGGGGCGCAGUGGGGACCAUCGUGGCCCAGCCAGUCCUCAACACUGAGACCCUGCUCACUGUCGAACACAAGGACAGCAGAGUGAACAGCAGGAUCCUAGUGAUGGCCGAAGGGGAGGUGGGGCCUUCCCAGCAUACCCUGGACCGGACCCAGACGCUUGUUCUCAUGGACCCUGAUGGACAGGGAGGCAGCCUGAUCUACGAGGAGGCGGCCAGCAUUAUCACCGAACCGGGCGGGGAGGGUCUGGAGCAGGCCCUGCAGAUGGAGAAGCAUCUUCUGGAGCUCCACCGGCAGAACGAGACCAUGCGGCAGGAGAAGGACGCCAUGGAGAAGAGGCUUAGGGCAGAGAUCCAGAGACUUAACGAACAGAUGCUAUACAGGGACAAAGUGGCCAGGUUACUUGGAGACGCAAAGUGGGAAGAGUUACAGAGACUCAGAAACCAGGUGGCCAGUGUGGUGCAGGCCAACGUCAAGAUGUUUGAGGAGCUGAAGCUGUACCGCUCUGCAGAAAACAGCCAGCAGAGAAUCAAUCAGCUGGUGAAGAGUUUGGAGGAGCAGCACCGCACUCUCAUCCACACCCAGCUAGCCUCCCUGAGGACAGAGCUACUGCGCCAGGCAGGAACCGCAGCACCCAUCAACGGCCACUCAGAGCUCACCGUCAGCCUUAUCGGUGAGGCCACUGGCCCUGGGGAGAUGACUCUCCUGAAGGAGGAACAGAGUGAAACAAGGGUAGAGCGGGAGGGAGAAGCAUUGACCAUGGUGGUGGUUCAGAUGGGCCCUGACCCAGGGGAUUUGGUACCAAUAUCGAGUGAUGUAUGUUUGGUGGGUGGGCAGGAGGAGGAAUCAUCGGUUCCUGAGCUGUACAGUGUUGACUCUGGUGCAGAGGACUUCCAGAAUUCUACUGAAAGCCUUGAAGACAAAGAGGGGGAGGAGCCAUCUUUGUCAAGGAAACGCAGACCCAAAGAGGAACCAGGGGGAGAGAGCGAAGCCAAACUGCAGUGCAUCUGUUGAGACCGUGCUCUUUGUUACUCUCAUCUAUCUUUUUCUCUCCAGUCAUUUCCUGGCAGUACUUGGGGGUUUCUUUAUGGGAGGGUACCUUUCCCACGAGGUGUUCUAAAAGGCUGUCCAGACAGGCACAGGGCAGCAGUGUGGGAAGAACUCUACUGUCAAAGCAUCCUUCACUCCCUGUAGUGUGUGACCUGUACUUCCAUGUAACGCUACUCAGCUAAACCUAAUGACUGUUUACCAGUCUGCUCUGUACUUAAGCUCUGUUUUUAGAAGCUUCAUGAAGGUCUACAGCGAAUGUAUUACACACACCUAUUCAAAGAAAAUAACUUAUUUUUGUUCUGACUGUUCCAAUGUUUUCAUAAAGCUUGUUUGUUCAACUGUUGGUUCCAUUGUUCUACUAAACAUUGUAUUUACAGCCUGGCGGUAACUAACUAACCAUCUAUGUCUUGACGAGACAGUCAAGUCACACAAUGCAAUUGUAGUUUGUGAUACAAUGUGUUGCUUGUUAACUUGCAUAAAAUGUAUACAGUACAUAGCCUACAAAUCAUAUCUGCUACAACCGUACAUUUCAUGCCUAUGAAUGUCUUAUAUGAGAAAAUUAUUAAACUCAGCAAAAAAAGAAAUGUC
Coregonus clupeaformis (lake whitefish) is the source of this 2240-nucleotide messenger RNA. RefSeq lists its product as uncharacterized. Lineage: Eukaryota; Metazoa; Chordata; Actinopteri; Salmoniformes; Salmonidae. Bases 114 to 1616 code for a protein of 500 amino acids. The record is from RefSeq and is a predicted model, not a curated record. The transcript is spliced from 9 exons.